AUGGCGACCAUAUUUCAGAAGUACGAAGAAAUAUCUGGUCAAAAGGUAAACUAUGAUAAAUCUUUAAUCAUAUUUGGUCUGAAAAUACAGAGAUUACAGAGACACUUGAAGAUUUAUAAUGUUGGUGGAGGGGGUAAAUAUUUGGGGCUCCCAGAGCAGUUUGGAAGGAAAAAUGUGGAGAUGUUUCAGUAUAUUGUGGAUAGAGUGAAAGAAAGAACAGAAGGAUGGUCUUUUAAAUAUUUAUCACCUGCUAGAAAGGAGAUACUAAUUAAAUCAGUGGCAUUGGCACUUCCAGUUUACUCGAUGAAUUGUUUCUUACUGCCUUUGUCUAUCUGUGAAGAGAUACAAAGUGUUCUUGCUACCUUCUGGUGGGGAAAAGAAAAAGGUCGUAGACAGCUUCCAUGGGUUGCUUGGGAUAAAAUGACUCUCCCUAAGUCUGAAGGAGGCUUGGGUUUUAAAGAACUUCAUGAGUUCAACAGAUCCCUUUUAGCUAAACAAGCCUGGCGAAUCAUGAACAAUCCACAAAGUCUAUUGGCAAGACUGUAUAAAGGUAUGUAUCAUCCUAACUCAUCUUAUCUACAAACAGUUAUUGGUCCUCGAUCUUCUUAUAAUUGGAAAUCAAUCCAAUAUGGAAAGGAGUUAUUACAAGUUGGUCUCCAAGUUAAGAUAGGGAAUUGUCAAACAACAAAAAUUUGGGAGGAUCCUUGGUUGCCUACCCUCCCUCCACGACCAGCUUCACGUCCAGUUAUAGAUGCCAGUUGGACAGUCUCUGAUUUGUGGUGGGAAGAUUGA
Messenger RNA from Camelina sativa (false flax), 792 nucleotides. The record is from RefSeq and is a predicted model, not a curated record. NCBI's taxonomy places the organism in Eukaryota, Viridiplantae, Streptophyta, Magnoliopsida, Brassicales, Brassicaceae.